UACAUUUCAUUCUAAUGUUCUAUACUCGUUUUCAUGCAAAUUGAGCUAUCUUACAAUGAUAAAGAUACCCUAAGUCAUUAAUAAUUGUACUUAUCCUAUUAUAGCUUUAAAAUAUAAAGUAAACCAUAUGAUUGGACGAUCCGGUUUUUUUCCUGAAAUAAUUAGCUAAAAUACAACACGUUAAAUGAUAUUAACCUUCUGUGGAUAUUAUUUCCUGAUAACCUCUUCUCUUGACAUGUACUGCAGAAUAUUCAAUGACGAUGUUGGCCACACAACAGUACAGUUCAAAGUGUUGUCUACUGAGGAUGAGUUGUGGCCAAAACACAAUGAAAAACCAUUAGAAAUAUUUAAGAUGAAGGACGGUGAACAACAACUUCCUGAGGGAGAGCCUGAAAUUGUUCGGCAAAAUUAUGAUGCAGUCGAUUUACAAGACCUUAGAAGAUCUCUCGAAAAAGACUUCAGCUUGGCGCAUUUUACUGAAGAGCAUGUCCGUGAAUGGAAUAUAUUCUUUGAAAAGACAGCCACCAUCGAGACAGAGACAUGGCCGUUGCAUAAUUUGAGGCCGUGUCAAAAUAUUACAUAUUCAUCCACACUGACAGAAAAAGAGGCAGACAUUAUGAGACGGUAUAAGGAGAAGCGUCAUCAGUAUAAACAGGUAUAUUCGAGCAACAUCCACGGGGACAGAAGGCGAUAUAUGGAGGGUGAGCAUGUUGUUUUUAACCUUACCGGGUUAAAAAGAAUAGGCCAGAUCGAAAGUGUUCACUACGGAAUGUUGACGUUAGAAGAACUGCAGGAGCGGGGAAGGAAGUACUUCCGCACUGGGCAAAAAGAGAGGGUGCGAAUAGAAGAAUGCUACCCGGGAACUUUUGAUUUAAAUAGAGACUCGUCACUUCCCAGAAAAUUAAGAGCAAAAUAUUUUGCGUAGCUAUAUAAUGAAUAAAUCUCUCUUGAAUACUGAUCAUUUUGUAAAACGUGGCAAUAAAGUAAUGCGGUACUUUGAUAUGAACUAACCAUUUAGAGCGACAUGCCUCCAGAUCGUUCGACAACAAAAAUGUUUUUUUUUUAGAUAUCUUGAAAUAAAUGCUAUGCAUGUAUUUCUUAAGAAGGCUUUAAACCUUAAUUACUGACAAACUUUAUGUUACGGAAACACAUGAGAAUUUUCUGUUUUUACUACUUUUUUAUGAAGAAAAUCGAAAAGCGUUUGUCACGUUUUUACUUGAGGUAAACUCUCUCAAUUAUAAAUAUCUAUAUUUGGAAGUAAUUAUUCCCUGCUUCAGCUAUAGCGCUAUUGGUUACGACGAUGGGAAAAUGUCUAUUGCCGCGGCGGUCCGGGGUUCGAUUCCCGACGCGGUCAUCUUUUUUUCUUGAUUUAGAUUUCUAAAAAUAUUUUAGAAACAAAAAUUCAUAUUCUAAUGUUCAUUAUAUGACCAAAACUUCAAUCUGAAAGAAAUUUUUUUUUAACCAAAUCUUGAGGCAUGCUGCUUUAAUUAUCACGAAAAAUUUUAAAUUCCAUUUACUGACAAAGAAUAAAUCUGUUAGCGGCCACAUUGUCUCAAAUGAUUAGUACAUGUUUUACAGUAUUAAUUCAUUUAAAUGGCACAAUUAAGAUUUAUGUCACAAGAACAUUGAGGCAAGCUACUAAUUUCAGCUAUUCUAAACCAGAAACGUUUUCUCGGCUCUUUUAGAAAAAAAGCCUUAUAAUUGUUUACCAUGUUUUUUCCGUCACUUUAUGCAAGACCACUAGGAUAAGAGAUGGUUCUUGUCUAACAAAGACUUCUUGACAUGUACGCAACCACUGUUAACUUUAUCUCUGUUAUAAAAGGGACUUGCAGAGAACAUAAUUUCACUUGUCCAAUGUAAAUAAAUCUUACAGUAUUUAUCCUCUGGAGGAACAUGUUAGUCCAGCCCUUUAAUAUUAUACACUAUUAGAAAACAAACUAUGGUCCAUCACUGGCAUAUGAAUAAUAUAUAAAUGCAAUAUGACAAACGUUCAUAACGUUACGAAGACUUGGGCCUGACUGAUAUAAAACAAUUAUUUAUAAAAUUUUCAUCCAAUGUAUCCAGCCUGACCAAAUAUGAAAUAUAAUUAAAAAAAGAUAAAUUGUAUUCACAAAAAAAUGAAAUUAUCAGCUUCAUGGUUCAUACAGGACUUGGCAUAAAAAAAUCAAGGACUUUUCAAGGACUUUUUAUCGAUUUUCAAGGACUAUUUUAAUCGCUUUAAAUCUUAAAUUACAAAACCAUUUAGGCUCUUCAUAAGGUAUUAUGACAGAAGAAAAGUUACAGAACAGUUUUAUUUUCCAUAAGCUACAAUA
Messenger RNA from Mercenaria mercenaria, 2312 nucleotides. RefSeq lists its product as uncharacterized. Bases 185 to 925 code for a protein of 246 amino acids. The transcript is spliced from 3 exons. NCBI's taxonomy places the organism in Eukaryota, Metazoa, Mollusca, Bivalvia, Venerida, Veneridae. The record is from RefSeq and is a predicted model, not a curated record.